CGGCCGCUAAGAUUUGAGUGUGCCUCACCGCGAGGCACACUAUUUGCCAUUCGGACCGACAACAUCUUCGCCUGACAUGACUCGUCGCUCCUGCGACUUUCUCCUGCCCUUGGGACUAUCGGUACUACGGUAUAACAGAGCUGGAUACAGGCUUCGCUUUAGGCGAAGCGUCUGUUUGGGCCUCCCGACCAGCUUCAAAGUGACGGUGCCGUCGCGCACGUGGGCGAUCUGGACAGAGACGCGUUCAAUGGCGACGCCAGCAGGGUCGUGCUCGGCAUCUGCAUCUCCAAGUGCGGGGGCGCCAGCAGCAAUGUGAACGGCGCCGAGGCCGCCUCGCUGCUGCGCGACGUCGCGGACCGUGUCCCAGGGUAUGGCGGCGCCUUCUUCUGGACCGCUGAUGGCGACGUCAAUUUCGCUUGGUCUUCCUCAGUUCGGCUUGAGUGUGACGUUUCGACCGCCGGCCACGACGCUGGCGCCGGCCACGACGCGAAGCUCCGCGCCCGUGCCGACCGCGUCGUCGACCACCACGUUGGCGCCGACCGCGACGUCGAGCACCAUCCCUUCGCCGAACACCUCGUCGACCAGCGCGCAAAGCUCCAUUGCUGCGACCGCCCCCUCUCGUUGCCUGGGCCGCAGCAGCCUGCUGCGCGGCAGUUGCCUCGCCGACAACGAUAACGGCUGCUGCGACCGGCCAGCGCCUCGGUGCGACGGCCAUCCGCAGCGCAAGUGGUGCGGCGCUUCGCUCGCGCAGUCGUCCAGGGCCGCCGUGCAGAAGCAUGCGCUCCCGGGCUUGGUGCAGUCUUCGGCGCAGAUUUGGCGGCCCGCUCCCGCUGCCGAGGAGCUCUGAACGUCAGACCCGUUUGAUUAGUUGGUGGCCGCGACGCCGUGGGGGGCGCGCGCCUUGACCCCGCGCGGUGCGCCGAAAUGUGGCGGGGCGCACGACUUUGACGCCGAGGUUCUGACCUCGACGCGGACGGCUGCCAGAUUUUGCGCGAGCCCUCUCCUGACCAGUUGACCUGCAUCAAGUGCAGCUGCGUAUUGCGCGCGUUCUCCGGCGCGUUGUUCCCCCGGUGGGGUGGAUCUACCGCGCCGUGGUCUCGUCCCGCCUGGGCUACGUAAACACUCGCUGUGUGACCACGCCAGACAGAGAGGGC
Messenger RNA from Prorocentrum cordatum, 1154 nucleotides. The record is from the annotation of a GenBank genome assembly. Lineage: Eukaryota; Dinophyceae; Prorocentrales; Prorocentraceae.